CUCAAUACAUAGAAUUGAUUGGCCGAUAUAAAUGACAAAUUCUGAGCCGUUGUUUAGUUGGAAACCAAAAAAAAGAAAGUGUCAAAAAGCCAAGAAUACAAAGCAAAACAGAAAUUUGCACGGCCUAUUUGGCUGAUGGGAUGCUUAUUUGAAGGAAAAUAUAUAGCAUGGGUUUGCUUAUAGACAUUUCCACACAAAUAACCAUUUGAUUACUGUUUAAUCAUUAGUAAUUGCCAAUUGUGGGUCAAGCUUUUUCACUUGAAGAAAAUUCUGAUGGCAGGGAGCAAUAAGUCUUCAAUCCAAAUGGAGAACUACAAGUAAAUGAUGAAAUGAAGUUGGUCUGGCAGCAAAUGAAACUAUGAAAGGGUUAUUAAAUAUUUGAAAUUGACAGUUUGUGAAUAUUAAGAAAACUGUGGGAAUUCUGCUGGCAUUCCCUGGUAUACAACAUAGGAGAGAGUGAGGGAAAGAGAUUCUGUCUUCAGAGCUACUUUUAAUGGUGAUUGAAUUGUCUAUAUUCAUUUCACUUUGAGCUGCCAAUUAUUAUUUCUUAAUGUUGAUUUCACGGGGAAAGUCAAGAUGCAAAUCAGAAUCAUUUGGCCUACCUCACUGAAAUCACCUUUGGCCCCAAAAGGUCACGGGCACUUGAAGUUCCGAGAUGAAUGUUAGUUCUAUUUCUAAUAGAAACCUCAUAAUGCGGAUUGUGGUAAUUGGCAGCUUUUGAUGAAAUUUACUGCCAAUCACAUCAAGGAAAGAUUAUAAGUAACUGUCAAAGUACUAUUUAUUUACUUCUUCAUCUUAUAACAAUCAUUAAUCAAAUGGCAAAGUGAUAUAAAUAUAUGUUCCCGGCUGGUAUAAGAUAUGCAAAAGCAAUUCACUUUUUCACCAGGCCAAACAACCAUAGUCCUUAUCUGUCUUUAAUAGCCAUAUCUGCAAUUAAGUUCUUUUAUUGUUUACAAAAAGACCAAUGGUUAUGAUCAAAACCAUAGUUGCAGUAUUCUUUCUGUUUCACUUUAGAUUUGGGGUUAGAGGUUGCAGCCUCUCUUAUCAUUUCUAUGAGAAAUCGUGCCCGCAAGUUGAGGACAUUGUGAAAAAUGGCCUUCAGGCCAUAUUUCUGAUCGAUCCCACUUCACCGGCUGCUUUGUUAAGGCUUAUGUUCCAUGACUGCCAAGUUCAGGGUUGUGAUGCUUCCAUUCUAGUUGACCCAGGAGAAGGAAGUGUUCCAACAGAGAUGGCCUCGACUAAGAAUUUUGGAAUUAGAAAGAGGAAGUUAAUAAGCAUCGUAAAAUCAAUGGUAGAAGCGCAAUGCCCCCAACAAGUUUCUUGUGCUGACAUUCUCAUAUUGGCUGCUCGAGAGGCAGUGGCUCUGACUGGAGGUCCAAGGAUAAAUAUUCCCUUGGGACGAAGGGAUUCUCCUCAGACUCCUAGCUAUGAACUUGCAGAUGCAUUGCUCCCUCCUGCAACUGCUGGAGUUGCUGACAUGCUUAAUAUUUUCGCCAAGAAAGGAAUGACUCCUGCAGAAUCUGUUGCCAUUUUGGGUGCCCACACGCUAGGGAUUACGCAUUGUUCAAACAUUCAGAACCGUCUAUACAGUCCUAACAAUGGUGAGCUUAGAGUAAUGGAACCUGAUUUUGCAGCAUUUUUGAGGUUAACAUGUCCCCGGGGACCUUUAACCUCAAACUUAAGCUUUGUUCUCAACGAUCCUACCUCAUUUGCGUUUGACAACGAAUACUAUGUUAAUGCAAUGCGAGGCAGGGGAGUACUGAAAAUUGAUGCUGAAAUGGCAUUAGACCCGCAAACAGCUCAUUUUAUGCAACAUUUCUCUGUUAAUCAGGAUGAUUUCUUCCAGGCAUUCUCUUCUGCCUUUGUGAAGCUAUCUUGUUCCGGGGUCCUAACUGGGAAACAAGGUGUCAUUAGAAAGAAUUGUAAUGCAAUAAAUUGAUCAGAUCGAAUUGCUGGUUCCGGAUAGUACGGAACCUACUAUCAUUAUCUGUUCUAAGUUCUACCUUGAUUAUUGAUAAUAAUUAAGCUUGUUGACAAUGGUUUUCCUCUUUCUACUUGGCCAAUUAUCAAUAAGACUGACAAGUGACGACAUUUUCACGCUUUUUCAGGGUUCUUGAGAGCCCAAACAUAAUCCAAGCUCGACAAAGGUCCAUUUGACUAAGCCUUUUUAAUUGAUUUUUCUCUUCCAAACCAACAAUUCUGAUAAGGCAAUGAAGAAAUAAA
This is a messenger RNA of Durio zibethinus, 2223 nucleotides long. RefSeq names its product Peroxidase family protein. Gene Ontology annotation, molecular function: peroxidase activity; heme binding. Gene Ontology annotation, biological process: response to oxidative stress; hydrogen peroxide catabolic process. The record is from RefSeq and is a predicted model, not a curated record. NCBI's taxonomy places the organism in Eukaryota, Viridiplantae, Streptophyta, Magnoliopsida, Malvales, Malvaceae.